AUGCGCGUUGCACUGCGGCCACGCAGUGGUUGCCUGGUGCUCUGUCUGUGCCUGUCUGUAUUCACCCUGCUGCUACAGAGCCUCUGGGUGCCGGUGGAGAUGACCAGAGAAGAACCUGAUGGGAGGUCACCGGAAGAACAGGGGCAGCGUGGACUUGGCUUUCGUAGGCUGGCUCUUCGCUUGGAUGCUUUGAGUACUCAUGUGCAGAGGCUGAGCAGAGAGAUAGAUACCACCAAGAUGACCAGAGAUGAUCUCAGCCUGCUACUGCAGAGCUUAAGACAAGAUCAGCAAGGCUUGGCCCGCUUGGUAGAGAGGGAGCUGAAGAGAGUGUCCCAGAGGCUGGACCAGCUCAGCCAUCAUGACCAUCAGUCUCACACACCUUCACCACAUGAUAACCACAAACUACACACAGGGCCCAAUGAUAAAUGUGAGGUACCAAAGGAUCCUGCAUAUCCAGUGUGUGCGGAGAAAGUGGAGUUUCUACGAGCCCACUGGCAGUCAGACCCCUGCUAUGCCUUUUAUGGAGUGGAUGGCACCAUCUGUUCCAUAUUGACUUACCUCAGCCAAAUAGAAGACUUCUGUCCCCCUCCUCUUGGAAGGAACCACUCUGUACCACCUUGGCACCAGAAACCUCAGUCCUAUACUGAGAAGGCUGAGAUACGUGCAACCCUGAGCCCACUGUAUGAGGUCAUCAGCAACAAUAGCAGUCCUGCAAUAAGAUUCAUCCGUUCCAGAGUGGAAAGGAUGUCUGAACAGUGGAUACAGGCUGGCCUGAAGAUGAGGCAGAGCAGCAACAAGACAGUUUCAUCCCAAAUGAGGGUGCUGCUUUAUCCUGGUGCCCUGGCUGGGAGUGCUGGCCAGCGUUUUGAAGCCAUGGUGGAGAAAGGGGGUCCUCUGGGGGAACUGGUCCAGUGGGCUGACCUCAGUGCAUGUCUAACCAUCCUGGGCCAAAAUCUGACCCUCAGUGCCUCGCAGCAGCACCUCCACAGCUUGAUAGGUGCUGCUCCAGGCCGAGGCAGCUGUCCAAUUCAGAGGCCCCUGACCUUUGACAUCAUCUAUACUGACUACCAUGGGCUUGCUCACCUUCAAGGAGCCAUGGGGCUGGCUUUUCUACAUUACCAGUGUCGCUUUAGAAUCCUGGAUUCAUUUGGCACUGAACCAGCCUUUAAUUUGGGGAGUUACGCACGCAGACAUGGAUAUAAAACACUGUGGGGCAGUUGGGGUCUCCAGCCUCUGCAGUAUAUGACCAUGUUCCCUCAUACUCCUGAUAACUCCUUCCUGGGCUUUGUAAGUGAGGAGGCAGCAAGGGCGGAGGUGAUGGAGGAAGAGCUGGAGUCAGACACUUACGGGAAAGACAAAAUUGCAGUUGUUUAUGGUAAACAGGACUACAUGUGGGAGGGUAAAUCCGAGUAUGUGAAGGUCAUCAGUGAAGAACUGGAAACCCAUGCCACAGUCUACCAGCCUGCAGGACAUGCCUCUAAUUUGCCCAGCUUCAUCAGAAACCAUGGCCUGCUGACUCAGGAACACUUCCUACAGCUUCUCCGCAGAGCCAAGGUGUUUGUAGGUCUUGGUUUCCCCUAUGAGGGCCCAGCUCCCAUUGAGGCAAUAGCUCUGGGCUGCAUCUUCCUCCAGCCACGAUUUGACCCACCACACUCCUCAGACAAUAAUGACUUCUACAAAGGCAAGCCCACCACAAGACAGAUCUCGUCCCAGCAUCCAUAUGCUGAGGAAUUCAUCAGUAAACCCCAUGUGUGGACUGUGGACAUGACCAACAGGACAGAUGUACGGGAAGCAGUCAAAGCUAUUCUACGCACAGAGGUGAAGCCUUUCACUCCCCGAGAGUUUACAUGCGAAGGAAUGCUGGAGCGGGUCCAUGGUUAUAUCACUCACCAGAAUUUCUGCAGUAAGUCUGUCCCUACGUGGCCACCAGAAAGUGCUCUAAGGGCGCAUCUGGGUCCCUUGGGUCAGUCGUGUAUGAGUGUGUGUCGACGCUCCUCCCUCAUGUGUGAGCCUGCUCUGUUUCACCACCUCAACAGCCCUGCUGUGUUCACUAGGCUCGGGCUAGGUUGUUCCAGCAUGGUGCAGGAAAUCAACCACCUGUUUCCUUCCUACAGCCCUUGGGGUCGGCGCUGUGGCCUUCAGCAGGAGCCACUUCUGUUCAGUUGUGCUGGUUCUGACCCUUCUCACCGCAGACUGUGUCCCUGCAGAGCUCACCUACCUGGACAGGUGGCACUGUAUCCUGGCAUCCUCUAA
Scomber japonicus (chub mackerel) is the source of this 2253-nucleotide messenger RNA. RefSeq names its product alpha-1,6-mannosylglycoprotein 6-beta-N-acetylglucosaminyltransferase B-like. The transcript has 17 exons. The coding region runs from base 1 to 2253 and encodes 750 amino acids. Gene Ontology annotation, molecular function: alpha-1,6-mannosylglycoprotein 6-beta-N-acetylglucosaminyltransferase activity. NCBI's taxonomy places the organism in Eukaryota, Metazoa, Chordata, Actinopteri, Scombriformes, Scombridae. Gene Ontology annotation, cellular component: Golgi apparatus. Gene Ontology annotation, biological process: protein N-linked glycosylation. The record is from RefSeq and is a predicted model, not a curated record.